Equus quagga is the source of this 1362-nucleotide messenger RNA. RefSeq names its product paired box 1 (gene PAX1). NCBI's taxonomy places the organism in Eukaryota, Metazoa, Chordata, Mammalia, Perissodactyla, Equidae. Bases 1 to 1362 code for a protein of 453 amino acids. The transcript has 5 exons. Gene Ontology annotation, biological process: anatomical structure development; regulation of transcription by RNA polymerase II. The record is from RefSeq and is a predicted model, not a curated record. Gene Ontology annotation, molecular function: RNA polymerase II cis-regulatory region sequence-specific DNA binding; DNA-binding transcription factor activity, RNA polymerase II-specific.
AUGAAGUUCACGCUGGGCCUGGGGUCGCGGGCCUGGAGAGUGUCCUGGGAGCGGGAGGCGGCGGCGGCGGCGGGCCCGGGGGCGGGCGGCGGCGCGCUCGGCGGCGGCGCACAGCGCGUUUCUAGCCCGCGGCCAGGCCGCCGCGGCUCUCGGCUCGCGCGCGCCCUCGCUCUAUGCCUCUCCCGCGGCGGCGGCGCCCGAGCUCUCCCGGACUGCGCCGGGCCCAGCCCCGGCCGCCCCGGCGCCAGGCAGCUGGCUGGCCCGCGCGCCAUGGAGCAGACGUACGGCGAGGUGAACCAGCUGGGCGGUGUGUUCGUCAACGGCCGCCCCCUGCCCAAUGCCAUCCGUUUGCGCAUCGUGGAGCUGGCGCAGCUGGGCAUCCGACCCUGUGACAUCAGCCGGCAGCUUCGCGUAUCCCACGGCUGCGUGAGCAAGAUCCUGGCGCGCUACAACGAGACAGGCUCCAUCCUGCCCGGGGCCAUUGGGGGCAGCAAACCCCGCGUCACCACCCCCAACGUGGUCAAACACAUCCGGGACUACAAGCAGGGCGACCCUGGCAUUUUUGCCUGGGAGAUCCGCGACCGGCUGCUGGCCGACGGCGUCUGCGACAAGUACAAUGUGCCCUCUGUGAGCUCCAUCAGCCGCAUCCUGCGCAAUAAGAUUGGCAGCCUGGCGCAGCCCGGGCCCUACGAGCCGAGCAAGCAGCCGCCGCCGCAGCCAACGCUGCCCUACAACCAUAUUUACCAGUACCCCUACCCCAGCCCCGUGUCGCCCACGGGUGCCAAGAUGGGCAGCCACCACGGGGUCCCGGGCACAGCAGGUCACGUCAGCAUCCCCCGUUCAUGGCCCUCAGCGCACUCGGUCAGCAACAUCUUGGGCAUCCGGACGUUUAUGGAGCAAACAGGGGCUCUGGCCGGGAGCGAAGGCGCCGCCUACUCCCCCAAGAUGGAAGACUGGGCCGGCGUGAACCGCACGGCCUUCCCCGCCACCUCAGCAGUGAAUGGGCUCGAGAAACCUGCCUUGGAGGCCGACAUUAAAUACACUCAGUCGGCCUCCGGCCUCUCCGCAGUGGGCGGCUUCCUCCCGGCCUGCGCCUACCCGGCCUCCAACCAGCACGGCGUGUACAGUGCGCCGGCCGGCGGCUACCUCGCCCCGGGCGCGCCCUGGCCUCCGGCGCAGGCCUCCCCGCUGGCGCCCCACGGGGCCGGCGUCACCGUGCACGGCGGGGAGCUCGCGGCGGCGAUGACCUUCAAGCAUCCCGGCAGAGAAGUGGCCGACCGGAAGCCGCCCAGCCCUGGUGGCAAGGCCCCGGACGGCCUCAGUAGCUUACACGGACUGCCCAUCCCGGCCUCGACCUCCUAG